This is a messenger RNA of Magnolia sinica, 2886 nucleotides long. RefSeq lists its product as uncharacterized. NCBI's taxonomy places the organism in Eukaryota, Viridiplantae, Streptophyta, Magnoliopsida, Magnoliales, Magnoliaceae. The record is from RefSeq and is a predicted model, not a curated record. The transcript is spliced from 9 exons. Bases 348 to 2090 code for a protein of 580 amino acids.
AUCCCUUGUCUCUCUCCCUCUCUCGUUUUUAUCGUUUUUCCUUUGAUGUGAAUGCCCCCAACCUUGUUCUUUCACUUUCAAUCACAUCCAAUCCAAUCAAAAAGAAAAAAACAAGCCAUCUUGGGUUUUUUCAGAUUUUCUCGAAUUCCAGUCUCUCUCUAUUGAAGAGCUGUUGAAGAAACAUCCAAACUUUUUUCAUUUUUUAAAAGGUCUUUUCAGCCAUUUUCCUUUGUUCAAACUUCUCAGUUUUGAAUUUCUGAGAAUUUUAAAUUUUGGGUUUUGUUCUUCUUGUCGGAUUUGAUCAGAAGACGGCAGUUUCUGCAUCCAAGAGAGAAAAAUUCCAGAAUAUGGCGGUUUCCGCUUUCCGGUCAACGUCAAAGAGAGGGAACGUGGGAACUUCUUCGAAUACCAUCUCUUCUGCAAAAGAAAACAAUACGGAGGAUUUGGGGAAGAGAAUCUCCCAUCGAAGAUCGAGAAGUGUCAGUGCUGUGUCUAGAAGUUACUUAGGAAAAUCGCCGUCUUCAAAUGUAAUUGAUUUUUCAAAAAGGGACAAUCCACUGUUCUGUAACUCUAGCCCAUCGCCUCCCGAUGAAUUGGAAUCAGAAAGUGUUAUUGGAAUAUCAAAAUUUUCCGAAAAGAGCGUAAAAUCUGGUGAAACGGCUACAAAAUCAGUGGGCAGUGGUGUUUCUGAUGGCAGGAGAGGGCGGUCGGUUUCACGAAGUUCUGAUGCUAAGAACCAGUUUUUGGGUCCUAGAAAAGAAUAUGGCCGAAGUCUGUCAAGGAUUGAUACGGGUAGACAGCGCCGAUCUGUCUCGAGGGGGCAUUGUGGGAAUUCUGAGAAUGAAAUGGAAAAUGAUUAUGGUUUGAGGAAUAAAAACAUUGGAAAUUUCACGGCAAAUGAGCGAAAGAAUCAUAAUGUAACUACAAAUGCUUCUGAUUUAGCCAACCAAACAAGGAGUUCGCAAACUUGGUCCAGUCGGCACCCGCUGUCUUCAGAUGGUUCAUCUUCGUGCAUGCAAGCUCUGAAUUGGGAAGAUGGGAUUUCUACUAGUUCUUACUCAGAAACAGAAGAGAAAACUGCAGUUUUUGAGCAGAUGAAGAGUGAUCUUCCGGCUGGUGAUGCUGCUACUGGUGGAAUAUAUGAAACUGUUCGGUCUGAAGUAAGGCGUGCUGUUUCAGAGAUCCGAAAUGAUCUUGAAACUGCUGUCCGAAGGAAGAAUCCAGCUAUCAUCACGACCACCAAUAUCGCAGAUAUCCCUCCUGAAUUGGUGAAUCCAGAUGCUAUCGAGUUAGUUUCUGAUAUCAGACGGGAGUAUGCCACAAAGCUUGAAGAGUCCCAGGAGCGUGCUAGAAAACUCCGAGCAGACCUAGCUACUGAAGAGCAGCGUGGGCAAGAACUCAGUAGAAUUCUGAAGGAGAUACUUCCGGAUCCGAAAACGUCAGAAACACAAAAAUCACGACCGAGGAGAAAGACUAGCAUAGAACGGAGGAAGAUGUCCAAUCGUUUGACAGAAGAGGCAAUGACUUAUUUUGAUGAGUGUGUAUCGAUAUCAACUUUCGACAGUUCUGAUUUCUCAGCGCCAGAGGACCCACCAUUUGGUUCAGUUGCUGCAACUCCAAUGGCUGGAAAUAGGAUUUUCCCAUGCAGAAGUUCAAGCGCCUCAGCUACCCAGGUCUAUGAUGAUCAUCUUAGCCAUCCCAAGGAAUUUGACAAUCAAUCACAAUGCUCCCAUGGCUAUGGAGGUUUUGAUCCAACAGCCAGCAGCAGUAGUAAUGACAGCAUCAAACCGAUUCAUGCAAAUGCUAACCUAGCCAAUCCUGCAGGUUCCAAUGCGGGUUUUGGUGGGAAUCUUCAGUUCCCAUUUUUGUCCACAGAAACAGAGGGAAUUCACGACAUACAGAAUUACAUUAAGAAGUUCGAAAAGGAUUUCCAGAAGGAAGGCAGGGAACAUCGGAGUGCUAGGUCGAGCUACAAUGCGGACGACUAUGAUUCGAGUCAGUCGACUGAGAAAUUGCUAUUUGACCAGGUGAUCUUUAGGAACAGAAUAAGGUAUGGGGGUCUGCUUCUAUGUGAUGUUCGGAUUUGUUGAUACUCCUUUGGGCCUGUUUGGAUGCACCCCGAAAUGAGAAUGAGGAAUAUUGCCCCACUUGUGUGCAGUUUCUAAGGGGUGUGCUCCAGUGCUACCAGUAAAACCAAAAAGCUUACUGCAGUAUUGGGUAGAUGUGGGGCCAGUGAUGUGUUCAUGGAAUCCAACCCAUUCUUAAGAUGCCUAAUCUUAGAAACACUCAGAUCCCAAAAUCAGCCCGAUCCAAAACUCAGAUGGGCCAUGGCACAGGGAAUAUUUUGAGAGGGAAUGCUCACCAUGUUGUUUAUAUGUAGUCAAGGCCAUUCAGCAUUGGGGUGGCUGUAUAAUCAAGGCUAUUCAGAACAAAAUUCAGGAUGUUUUACAACUCAGGUGGGUCCCUGUGAAAUUCAAGGGUGGUUGUUCCCUCCCAUCUCAUUCCCUUUUUUGUGGCCUGAUUAGUUUUGGUAGGGCUGAGUUUUGGGUUCUAGGGGUUUUAGGUGACCUACCUGAUAGACAGGUUGGAUGCUGUGAAUACAUUACAUGGGCCCCACGCCCAACUGGUACCACCAUAAGCUUGCGGUGGUACCGGUAUUACUGGAGCGCGCCCCAGUUUCUAAAUGUCCCCUUUCUCAUACCACCUUGAUGUGGGUGAUAAUGGGCCACCCCAUAUCAUUGCAUUUCCAUCUGAAGCGGGGGACAUGUGGGGUCCACCUGGUAGUUGGUGGAUGUUUCGAAUAGGCCCUUGUGCUUGUAUGUGACUGCUUUAGGACGACUUCAUCCUUAUGCAGGAGAUCUUAUUUACAAAGUUGCAGUUUUUGUA